AUGGCGUUGCCCCUGCAGAAGCAGCCGCUGGGGGUCGGCGGCGGCAACCUCAGGCCCUCCCGCGCCUCUUCCAAGGCCUCCAGGCACGCCUCGAGGCAGGACUCCGUCCUGAUGCUCUCCGUUCCCGCGGCGGCGCGCUCUCCGAGCUGCUGUCUACCAUCGUCGUCGUCCUCGCAGAAGCCAGGCUCGGGGAGCGCCAAGGACCUCCGCACGAAGUUUUUGGCCCUGUCAUCGGGGGCCCUGGGGGCUGGCCUCAUUUUCCACCUGUCUCCCCUCUCCUCGAUGCUCCCCAGCGCCAGCGGUGGCGGUCCCGGUGGUGGGAGCGGGGAUUGGGGAGGCUUCGGAGGAGGUGGGGGCGGCGGCGGCGGUGGAGGGAGUGGGGGUCAUGGCUUCUGGUCGUGGAUUUUUUCGUCGUCCUCGGCAAUGGCGAAGAUGGAUGAACAGGACGCCAGUGGACCAGAGUGGGACUUCCACGGGCUUCCUGCCAACCUCGUGAUACCUUUGGCUAAGCUGAGCAGUAUGAAGCGGUACAAGAUCUCGGAGAUUCUCUUUUUCGACCGUCGUCGGGGUAACACCGUUGCCAGCGCUGAGGAUUCCUUCUUCGAGAUGGUCUCCCUUCGCCCCGGGGGCGUCUACACCAGGGCGCAGCUCCAAAAUGAACUCGAAACCCUAGCCACAUGUGGGAUGUUUGAGAGGGUCGAUCUUGACGGUAAGACGAAACCUGAUGGUACGCUGGCUCUGACUGUAUCGUUUGUAGAGAGCACUUGGCAGUCUGCGGAUUCCUUCCGGUGCAUCAAUGUUGGGCUGAUGGCCCAGUCGAAGCCUGUAGAAAUGGACCCUGAUAUGACGGACAGGGAAAAGCUUGACUACUUCAGGAGUCAGGAAAGGGAAUACCGUCGCAGGAUCGAACGCUCAAGGCCCUGUCUGCUUCCAGAGCCUAUAAAGAAAGAAGUCAGGCAGAUGCUGAGGGAACAAGGGAAGGUCAGUGCUAGGCUGCUGCAACGGAUUAGAGACAGGGUACAGAAGUGGUACCACGAUGAGGGGUAUGCAUGUGCCCAGGUGGUGAAUUUUGGAAACCUGAAUACAAAGGAGGUGGUCUGUGAGGUGGUAGAGGGGGACGUUACCCAGCUUGUUAUACAGUUUCAAGAUAAGCUGGGGAAUGUAUGUGAGGGGAAUACCCAGCUCGGUGUUGUUCGGAGAGAAUUACCCUCUCAGGUGAAUGAUUGUUUCGCAUAUUAACAAGUGCAUAUUAGAUGACCUCUUUUUUAUUGUUGACGUUGGGACUGAUUUUUGUUAGGUUUUCGAGUAUACUGGACAUCUUUAUGGCAUCACUUUUUUUUGUCUCUUAAUAUGGCAUUUAAUUAUUCUUUUAUGUGUAGUAAACUUUGUUGAGUAUCUUUGACACUAAAAAAAUUUCACGUUUGUAUGACUUUCUACCUAUAAUGUACUCAUUUGUGAUGAAAAAUUGUGGAAUUUAUUUGGGACAAAAAAUCUUAUGAGAUUAUCGUGUGCACAGCUUCAACGAGGUCAUGUCUUCAACAUUGAAGCUGGGAAACAAGCUCUCAGGAACAUUAAUUCGCUCGGUUUAUUUUCCAACAUUGAAGUGAAUCCCCGCCCUGAUGAGAAGAGCGAAGGAGGAAUCGUAGUGGAAAUAAAGCUUAAAGAACUCGAACAGAAAUCGGCUGAAGUAAGCACAGAGUGGAGUAUUGUUCCUGGGCGUCAAGGGAGGCCGACACUGGUAUGCAUCUGGAAGAAAAAAAUCUGCCUGUUUGAUAGAUAAAAAUUCUUCCUUUGAUAAUAGCAUAAAAUAGGACAAGAUCCUGAUCCUUUUUUUUUAUUUUUCAUAGCAAUGUUCCCUAUUGCACUAUGAACAAAGUACAUCAAAAAUCAUGUUAUGGUUGCAUGGAAGGUCCCAUGUACCAGCAGUAAUUCUAAAAUGAAGAAUGUCUGAAAGCAUUAUUGAGAAUAUGAUGAAUAGAACUCGCUCUUUCAUUGAAGUGAGAAUUACAAGUAAUUUUUUAUAAACAUUUUCUUUUAGGCAUCCAUUCAGCCUGGUGGCACAGUUUCGUUCGAACACCGGAACAUCAAUGGUUUGAACAGGUCUAUCCUUGGGUCGGUGACAUCUAGCAACCUUUUUAACCCACAGGUAUGACACUCUUAUGUAUUGCCCGGGAAAUGUUUGUGCUAUUUUUUCUUCCUCUUCAUGCCUUAUCACUUGUUGAAAAUUAGUUUAUGGAAGGAAAAGCAUCAUAUCAAUUUAGUUCUUGUUCAGUGUGCCAUCCUGUACUUCUGCGGCACACUCUCAUGCCGGGACGUGACGGCUGAGUUUUUAGAAAACAUGAUGAGGAACACGCUUUAUUUUGCAUCCUAAACCUUCCUUUUUGACUGCGAUGCAUAAACAAAGGCCAUACUAAACAUACUAGAGAAUUUUUUCCUGAAAUAUGCUCAGGCGACUUUAUUCAAAGUAAUACGAUGUGCAGCAGACUGAGAGGCACUGCAUCAAAAAGAGCUAUCAGUUUUAUUCGAAUCCUUCAAGAAGGGGAAAACCUAAGCAUGCUUCCCAUUAAAAUGAAUUUUUUAAUCCUAUAUCUUUAAUUUUAAACUUGUUGUGGCUAAAAGUUUCGCUGAUUUGAUAUGUGCUGGCUAGUCAUUGUCAAAUACGGCAAGAUUUGGUCGCCUCCCAAAUUCAAAUCCAUGGCCUUUAAUCUUUUUACUUCAAUAUAUCUUUCUGUAUUCAUAGGCGAUGGAAUAGGAAAAGUGAUUCAACAAGGAUAUUUUUGAGAAUCAAGCACCCUUCAAAUUUAUAUUUUCAUUUGCCAUACUGUUCUGUACGGUUUUUUUUUUGAGUAGUCGUUUUCGGUUUUGUCCGGUUUUUAGUCCUGGGUGAGUUCUUUGUUAUCCACCAACUAUAAGUCUUUGCAAAGUUAACUGGUUUCUCUUUACGAACUUUUGCGACCAGCUCACACGUUGACCGAGUCUAUAUCGUUUUUCCCGUACAAUAUUCUACUUGGUAUCCACAUGGGAGAUCCAAAGAAAAGAGGGGGGAAAAAAUCUAGAUCUAAUUUUCUGCCAUGCCUAUGUAGCUACAGAAUCUGUAGCAUUGUGAUAUUAGAAACAUUGACAGCUGAAGUGACACAAGUGAAAGCAGCAACAUGCUUUUUAUAUUUGCAUGGGACCAUUGAACUGCAGUGCUGUCUUGGUGUGUCCUCCAAUUUAUGGGCAAAACUGACAUUUUCAUGUUUCCCUCUCCAGCGAUUCAACCUUCUGAACGUGAAACAGAUCGGUUUUCGUGUGAACUUUCCUAGUUUACAUUAUUUAGUUCAAUUCCUUUCUUCUCGUUUCGUAAGGCAAACAAGCUGUUAGGGUUUUUCAUGGGACAGAUCUGGCUGGUAGACUCUUUCUUUGCACAGAUUGGAUCUAACAUCAACCGAUAAUCAUUUCAGACUAAUUCACAAAGAAACCAAUAUCACUAUUUGACUUUAAUAAUUAAGAAAAAAGAAGGCAGCAGUAUACUUGACAAUGUGUCCGAGUCAGUUGGCUAGUUGGUCCAGUCCCAGUCGACUUUUUAAGCCAUGCUAAUUGGUCGCUUUUUUAAGCCAUACUAGACACAGAUACCGAUCCAUAAUUCUGCUAUCAUAUCUCGUUGCAAGUUAAAUAUGUUUCUUAAUUUAGUCAACUAUUUGAUGAAGCAUUUUUUUUCAGCUGACUUGAGCUAAAAGCAAUGAUUCAUUUGUUUAUAAGUUUGCAUGCCAUUGAUCUUUUGUUAAGGGUUUUUCUUGGCACCUUCUUGCAGGAUGAUCUUUCUUUCAAGCUUGAAUACGUCCAUCCAUAUCUUGAUGGUCUAUACAGUUCUCGAAACCGAACAUUUCGUACCAGCUGCUUCAACAGUCGGAAAUUAAGCCCAGUCUUUACUGGUGGUCCUGGGAUGGACGAGGUUCCCCCCAUAUGGAUCGACAGAGUGGGGGUCAAAGCCAACAUAACAGAGGUACAGGAGAUUAUUUUGUUCACUGGUCUCAAUGGAUUUCCUUGAUAGGUAGUAUUAGUGGGAUUUGUUAUUUACAUACUUCAGUUGGGUUAAUUAUAUUUGCAGAACCUCACUCGGCAAAGCAAGUUUACAUAUGGUUUAGUUAUGGAGGAGAUCACAACACGUGAUGAGACAAGCAGCAUUUGUACGAAUGGAACUCGUACCUUGCCAUCCGGCGGAUUGAACAUGAAUGGACCUCCAACAACUCUCAGUGGCACUGGCAUUGACCGCAUGGCCUUUGCCCAAGCAAACAUCACUCGUGACAAUACCAAGUUUGUGAAUGGAGCGAUUGUUGGUGAAAGGAAUGUGUUUCAGGUAAUAUAUGCUAUAUUUAUACCGAAAUUACUUGUCAUCCCGAUAAGCCCAAGAUUCAUCCAUAUUGAGGGGGUACUUCUCGUAUAAUCUACACAAGUAAAAGAAUCUAUGACUUCUGUGACGUGCAGGAAUUUUUGUUUUAACUUUGAUCUUGUGUUUGUGAGACUUUUGUGUGAUCUAUGUGAUGAAUACUUCGGUUUUGAGAAGUCAUUGAAUGAUCUUUUCAGCGACUUACGCCUAUGGUUUUGUUUUCUGGAAGACGUUAAAUGAUCUUCAUUGUGAAAACUUCGACAUGCAGACAUUCGGUUUUAGAAGACUUUUAACGGUCUUCUUUUGCAAGCUCCAUGUUAACUCCACACUAUUACUUCUAAUUAAUUACGAGUAUCUCAAUGAAUAGAAACUUUGACUGGUAGGAACAUAUCAUUAUAUGCAAACUUCUACGGUGUAGUCACAGCUUAAUAUUCAUCCAAGUUAACUUUAUGAUUUUGAGGCCUUUGCAUGUAGUGCAAAAGUGUGUGCCUUUGUUUAACAAUUAGACCAGGUGCUUCUGGUUCACUAUGGAACCCUAGAGGAACCAUUAUUGAUUCAGUUGUUUGCAAAAAAAUAAAAGGCCAAAGAUUGCCUUUUUGACAUUUCUAGACUGAAGAUUACUUCACUGGGCCUGUGCUUUCGUUUUCCGCUCACUGCGUAGUAUAAUCGUCAUUUGUGGGCUACAUGAAUGCAGGGGGAAGCUUCUUCUUUUUUCCCGUGUUCUUCAGCUUAUACUAUUUCCCUAUUUGCAGUUGGACCAAGGUUUCGGCAUUGGCAGCACAUUCCCAGUCUUCAACCGGCAUCAGCUGACUCUAACUCGAUUCCUCCAACUGAAGGAAGUGGCAGAAGGUGCCGGAAAGCCGCCGCCGCCUGUGCUGGUCCUUCAUGGGCACUAUGGCGGCUGUGUGGGUGACCUGCCUUCCUAUGAUGCUUUCACUCUCGGCGGCCCUUAUUCUGUCAGAGGCUACAACAUGGGUGAAUUGGGAGCGUGUCGAAAUCUCCUUGAGGUAGGCGACUCUGACUGAAGUAAUUUCUCAAUAUUCAUCUAGUCAACGAUAUUAUAUAUCUUGGUUUUCUUUACCAACUUGUCCGUGCCCACAAAUCGAUUUGGUGUAUGCAUCUUCUCGGAUGAGCAAUUUAUGCCCAGAGUUUAGACUUCAGCAUGGUCCACUAGCCUUUUUUAAGAAAAUAAUAUUCUGGAUUUAGGCUUCAGCAGCAUGGUCUGUCAUAAAAGCCCACGAUAAUACAUAUGUUUAUGAAUAUGAAUUGCUGUUUUCUUUUUCCAUAGGCAAGUUAUUGGAGAAGAAGAUAUCCAGAAUUUAGGGUUCAUCGUCGUUUCUAAGUUAGCUUUUGUGAUCUUGUCCGCUUCGCAGCUCGCCGCGGAGCUUCGGAUACCCGUGAGGAACACCCACUUUUACGUCUUCGCGGAGCACGGGAACGACCUCGGGAGCUCCAAGGACGUGAAGGGGAACCCCACCGAGUUCUUCCGCCGAGUGGGCCACGGCUCUUCUUACGGCCUCGGCGUCAAGCUCGGCCUCGUCCGCGCCGAGUACGCCGUGGAUCACAACGCCGGCACCGGCGCCGUCUUCUUCCGCUUCGGCGAGCGAUUCUAG
Messenger RNA from Spirodela intermedia, 5982 nucleotides. The record is from the annotation of a GenBank genome assembly. Lineage: Eukaryota; Viridiplantae; Streptophyta; Magnoliopsida; Alismatales; Araceae.